CAGGGCCGUACCCGGGGAACGCGGUAAAUCAUCGCGUGGACACAUGACAAUUAUCUCUCCCCGUUGCCAACUCCCGCACCCGCUAAUCAUCCACCUCUUCAACCGCGCAUGGGUCUUGGUUGAGAGCCCCCGCAAGACAAUCUCCGGGCAUGGAGAACCACCGCCGCGAUGACUCGCCUUCUGGUCUCUCAGAUAUUGUCGAGGGCGAAGGCCUGCUGGGCACUGGUCUAACGACCCGACACAUUGAGGCCUUUGGGCGAAAAGUCACAUCGACGGCUGGACACUUGAUAGGACCGACCGACCAAUCCCACAGCACCCAUUAUCACAAUGCGAUAUCCGACAUCCACCGCGAACUGCGCCGGCCGACGGCGCAGCGAAAGGUCUUUUCCCUGACUCAAACCACCCCGACCGACCUGGUCCGAUCGAAGCUGUCAACCUCCGAGAUCCAGUCGCGGGCGCUUUCUUCCCUUCCAGAUGACCUUCUCGCGAAUAUCCCCGAAGAUUCAAGCUCCUACUCCCUCUUCCAGGGCUUCCAGGCGACCCUUCCCGAGGAUGAACGGGGCCACAAGAAGCACAGGAGACGCAGCUCCAAGGCGCAGAAGGCUUUGAAGGACGCUGAGAAAGGUGGAACGUUGACAGCAGGCCCUGCGGCAUUGAGGGAGGAACGAAGAGCGCUGGGUCGCCGGUUGGACCUCAUGGGUAUUCGAAAGAACAUGUGCAGCGCCGAGAUUCACGAGAUUGAUAACAAGAUCGCCAAUUUGCACAAGAUGCGCCAGAUUGUGCUUGAUCGAUUAGCCGGGCUGGAAAUGGAUGAAGCAGCAAUGGAAGUUGAGAUUACGGAACUUGAUAACAAACUGGAAGACCUCCAGGAAGAGGAGACUCCCGAGUCAUCUACAACGGCCGAAACACCCAAACCGUCUGAAGCUCAGGAUGAUACUGGUGCUUCCGGUGACCCUGCCAUGGAUGCUUCCUUCAUGUCGGAAUCGAUAUAUGAGAAAUUGCCGACCACGUCUCCUCGAAGCCUACGACACCGGUCGAUCCGUAAACGAUCUAUGCCGAUCCUCCACGAACACUUUGCUCCCGGAUCUCUAAUCAAAGAGAUUGAAGCACACACUGAUAUGGUCACAGCCAUUGAUUUUGACUAUCCAUUCGGUACUAUGGUCAGCGCAGCAUUAGACGAUACCGUGCGGGUGUGGGAUAUGAAUGUUGGCCGCUGUUCAGGAUUGCUGGAGGGACAUCAUGCCUCAGUCCGCGCCUUGCAAGUGGAAGACAACAUCGUUGCGACAGGUUCGAUGGAUGCGUCCGUCCGACUCUGGGAUUUGAGUCGUGCUCGACCCGCUAGUCGCGACAACCGAUUGAACAAGCAUGAACGUGACGGACUAGAUGAAGAUUACGAUCACUCCUCACCAGUGCCACCUUCGUCGAACUUGGAGGACUGCCAUGUCUUUUCGCUUGAAGCGCACGUUGACGAAGUCACCGCUUUGCACUUCAAGGGCGACACGCUCAUCUCGGGAUCUGCAGAUAAGACUCUGCGACAAUGGGAUCUGGUCAAGGGCCGCUGCGUUCAAACAUUAGACAUUCUGUGGGCAGCCACCCAGUCAUCCUCCUCUAUGUCCGGAGAUGGCAAUUGGCGCCCGUCUGGUCGUCUUCCAGACGCGUCGGCUGACUUUGUUGGGGCCGUGCAAUGCUUCGAUGCAGCCUUGGCCUGUGGAACUGCAGACGGCAUGGUUCGCCUGUGGGAUCUGCGCAGUGGCCAGGUGCAUCGCAGUCUGGUGGGCCACACUGGGCCGGUUACCUGCUUACAGUUUGACGACGUGCAUCUGGUGACGGGCAGUCUGGACCGCAGUAUCCGGAUUUGGGAUCUCCGAACUGGAUCCAUAUACGAUGCUUACGCCUACGACAAGCCGAUCACCAGCAUGAUGUUCGAUUCUAAGCGUAUCGUGGCCGCUGCCGGUGAUAGCGUGGUCAAGGUCUACGACAAGGCCGAUGGCCACCACUGGGACUGUGGCGCUGGUGUGGGCGUCGACGAUGAAGGUCCGUUCCCUGCGACCGUUGAGCGUGUGCGCCUGAAGGACGGCUACCUUGUCGAGGGACGUAAAGACGGUACUAUGGCCGCUUGGACCUGUUAAAGAAGCGACUCCUUUUGUUGAUUAUAGCAUCUACUUCCCGCCCUCCUCCAUCACCUCCAUCCCCGCUUUGUGUCUCCUUGCUGGGGGUCCUCUCUCCUCUUUGUCCUCCACGCCCGUUGUAUAGUAUUCCAUCCCCAUGUCUAGAGAGAGAGAGAGAGAGUCUGGAUGUAGCAAACUGGCGCACCUAGAGAGGCAAGGAAUAUGAUAUCAAUCGCUGUUAUUAUCUACUCAAGACAUAAUUUCUGCCAUUAAACGAAG
Molecule: messenger RNA, 2387 nt
Organism: Penicillium subrubescens
Lineage: Eukaryota; Fungi; Ascomycota; Eurotiomycetes; Eurotiales; Aspergillaceae
Gene: mdv1
Exons: 4
Coding region: 150-2129 (659 amino acids)
Biological process (GO): protein polyubiquitination
Cellular component (GO): SCF ubiquitin ligase complex
Molecular function (GO): ubiquitin-like ligase-substrate adaptor activity; protein binding
Source: RefSeq, a predicted model, not a curated record